AUGCCGUCUCCUCCCCCAGACUGGGUCAAGGCCCUAAAGCCCUCGGGCCCGCAGGGUUCCGAGCUGCUGGCACAGGAGCGUGCGCAAUCUAAUGUCAAUGUUGAGAAACUGUCAGAGCUUCUUCACUCUAGGGAAGCCUUGGAUCGACAACAGAAGCUGUUGGGCGUUCUACAGCCAGAGAUUGUCUUCGACAAAUCUCAAAACCACACCCUGGGUCGUGUGGAGCGGCUUCAGCGUUCGCUGGCCAAGGCCAAGCGUCUGCAACAGCUGGCGGAGCAGAACCAGUGGUCAAUGGAAGAACUUCAUGCCGCCAAUGACCUCAUUGGAGAACCCACUCCCUAUGGCCUUCAUGCCAGCAUGUUCCUGGUAACCCUCCGCGAACAAGGUACCCCCGAGCAGCACAAGCUGUUCCUCGAACGGGCCGAAAAAUAUCAGAUCAUCGGCUGCUACGCUCAGACGGAACUGGGUCACGGAUCGAAUGUUCGUGGUCUUGAGACUACUGCUACCUGGAACCCAGAGGACAGAACCUUCACGAUCAAUUCACCAACCUUGACAGCCUCAAAGUGGUGGAUUGGCUCUCUGGGUCGCACCGCCAAUCACGCCGUGGUUAUGGCGCAGCUGUUCAUCGGUGGUAAGAACUACGGCCCACACCCCUUUGUGGUGCAGGUCCGCGAUCUGGAGACACAUCAGCCGCUUGAGAAUGUAUACGUGGGUGAUAUUGGCCCGAAGUUUGGGUACAAUACUAUGGACAACGGCUUUUUGCUGUUCAACAAUGUCAAGAUCCCACAUAUUAACAUGUUGGCCCGCUUCUCUCGCAUCGAUAAGGAAACGAGCAAGUAUGUCCGUCCUGCUUUGCCGUCUCUGGUCUACGGUACCUUGACUUGGGUGCGCUCCAACAUCGUUCUUCAGGCUGGUGGUGUCCUGGCGCGCGGUGUGACCAUUGCCACUCGCUACUGCGCUGUCCGAAGACAGUUCCAGGACCGUGAUGCAGAUGCCAAUGCCGGCGAAAACCAAGUCCUGAACUAUAAGAUGGUGCAGGUCCGCCUCCUCCCCCUUCUAGCAUCUAUGUAUGCUCUGCACUUCACUGGUCGCGGUAUGAUGAAGCUUUAUCAGGAGAACCAGAAUCGUAUGAAGGCAGCCGCCUCUCCUGGCCAGAACUCUCGGGGUCCUGGUCCUGAAGAGCUUCGAGCCGGUGCUGACCUGUUGGCGGAUCUACAUGCUACCUCCUGUGGCCUGAAAGCGCUUGCCAGCACUACUGCCGGUGAAGGCCUUGAAAUCUGUCGACGUGCUUGCGGCGGUCACGGCUAUAGCAGCUACAGUGGCAUUGGCCCAUGGUAUUCGGACUACCUUCCUACACUUACCUGGGAAGGUGAUAAUUAUAUGCUGACCCAGCAGGUCGCACGUUACCUGCUCAAGUCAGCCCGUGCCGUGCUAUCUGGAAAGCCUGCGGACAACGACACUUGCCGUAUCCUUCGAUCUUACCUCGACCGUCGCGACAAGGGUGCUUCUUUCGAUGUGCUUGAAGAAGACGCCGAUAUUGUAGCCGCUUUUGCCUGGCGCACAGCGCAUCUUACUUUUGAGGCUCUGAAGCACCGUGAUGCCGAAAAGCGUUCAUGGAAUAGCCUCCUUGUCGAUUUCUGGCGCCUUUCUACUGCGCAUUCUCAAUAUCUUGUCGUCAAGAAUUUUUAUGAGGCUGUCUCCUCUGAUCAGCUCUCACAGGCAUUGGACCAAGAAACCAAGAUCCUCAUGCACCAACUCUUCCGCCUGUAUUCUCUGCACACCCUGGAGCGUGAGGCUGCUGAAUUCUUCUCCUCUGGCGCCGUAACUGUGCGACAAAUUACUUUGACCCGCACUACCGCUGUAAUGAAGCUGUUGGAUGAGAUCCGCCCGCAUGCUGUACGCCUUGUGGACGCCUGGGCCAUUCCUGACUGGCAGCUCGACAGCAGCCUGGGUCGAUAUGAUGGCCAAGUGUACGAAGAUCUAUUCCGCCGAGCUAGCCAAGAAAACCCCGUUAACGACCUGGUUUUCGACCCAUACCCAUGGAAUACGGCAUUGCUCAAGAAUCAAGAGCCUAAGAGCAAACUAUGA
Molecule: messenger RNA, 2088 nt
Organism: Penicillium macrosclerotiorum
Lineage: Eukaryota; Fungi; Ascomycota; Eurotiomycetes; Eurotiales; Aspergillaceae
Exons: 3
Coding region: 1-2088 (695 amino acids)
Biological process (GO): lipid homeostasis; fatty acid beta-oxidation using acyl-CoA oxidase
Cellular component (GO): peroxisome
Molecular function (GO): acyl-CoA oxidase activity; fatty acid binding; FAD binding
Source: RefSeq, a predicted model, not a curated record